AUGGCUCCGUUCUCGAAGAGCGGUCUCCAGGUACUCGCUGGCGAGUACCUGGCUGGUGCUUUUCUGAAGUGGGACGAAACGUCCCUGUUCGACCAGCUGUUUGCCGCGGGCUCCGAGCCCGAAAUGUUUGUCGUGAGCUGGGAGCUGACCGAGCUCCUAUGCAAGAUGGUCAUCGUCGUGGGGCCCGGCUCCCCCCAAACCUACCUCCUCCGUGCCGUCCUCGCACCCGAGUUUGCGUGGUUCGGCUUGCACUGGGCAGGGAUGCCACACCCUGCCCAGGUGUCCACCUACCCCUCCGACCUCCUCGACCUCCUCCACUCCCGCCCCCUGGCCGCAUCUGUGGCCCUCCACCAAAACCUGGGGGUCGGCGAGAAGUGGAAGGCCCUCGUCCACUCUCUGUGGGCUCACCUUGAGCCCUACCGCUCCUACUUCCCUGCCGGCAGGCCACAACCGACAGGUGGCAACGACAACGACGUCCUUCCACCAAUGGUGGACGUCGAGUACCCUCCUUCGCCCGUCGAGGAGGAUGUGGAGGGUGUGCUGCCCAUGGAGGGCGUUGAAUUUGGGUCCGUCCCCAUGACGGGGCCUCCCUCCCUCCCGUGGCUCCCUCCCUCCCCGUGGCUCCUCCCCUCCCCGUGGCUCUGCCCUCCCUCCCCGCCGUGCUGCCUUCCGUUCCUGCGGCCGGCCCCUCCACCAACAAGUACCGCCAACGGUACUAGAUGCCUUCGUGAAGACUGUUUGUGCCUGUCCCCCCACUUGCUGGGGGCGUCAGCCGUCAUCUUUCUCGUCGUUUCUGUUUCGUUGUAA
Molecule: messenger RNA, 807 nt
Organism: Penicillium concentricum
Lineage: Eukaryota; Fungi; Ascomycota; Eurotiomycetes; Eurotiales; Aspergillaceae
Exons: 3
Coding region: 1-807 (268 amino acids)
Source: RefSeq, a predicted model, not a curated record